Molecule: messenger RNA, 1410 nt
Organism: Fusarium subglutinans
Lineage: Eukaryota; Fungi; Ascomycota; Sordariomycetes; Hypocreales; Nectriaceae
Exons: 4
Coding region: 1-1410 (469 amino acids)
Source: RefSeq, a predicted model, not a curated record
AUGGUGGCCAUUGUUCUCAUCGGAUACUAUCUCAAAGUCUUCGAUCCCAAAUUAGACCCUUUUCGAAAAGAGGGCACGCAAGAUUUUACCCAGUAUCCAAACUCGAUCGACAUUUCAGUCCACGAAAUCCUACAAAGCCUCCCAUGGCUUAAACUCCAUUCAACAUCUGUUUCGUCUCGACAUUCCAGGAUUGGCACAGCAUUGAACGUUUGCGUCCUCAUGUUCGCCGACGUCCAGAUCUUCACAUCAUUAGCAAUUCUCAUCGGCGCAUAUGCCUCAGUGGGCUGCGAUAUCGUCGCUUAUCAUUGGCAAUACAUGAUCUACCUGGCAUGGCUUGCUUCAAUAACUCACAUGGCCAGUUUGUCAUUUCUUCGCAACCAUCUCGCCAAUAAUCUUGCAAAGCGUGCAUGGCGUCUAGUGGCCAUGUGUAUAAUCCAAGUUAUGCUAUCCGUGGCAGUGGGACUGUCGAUGACCUUUCCCGAGAGUAACGGCUAUGCUUAUGAGGAUCCUUGGCUCAAUCACGGUGGCCGCCCUGCUAUCUGCUAUUUUAGGGAGGGGGUAAAGGCAGAUUCUGUGAAUUUUGAAUCAGCUAUCAAGUUUAUCAUCCUUCUUGUUUGGGGGUUCGCUAUUCGUAUUGCAAAGACGUUUAGGGGGUUCGAAGGCGGGCUCCGUGAAACUGCAUCUCGUCUAGAACAAAGGGGUAAUAAGCUCAGAAGAGAUGAUUCAGGCUCUAUGGGAAGAGAAUGGGAUCACGCAUUUGCUAGUGCAUCUAUAUCCCGUCGUGUCUGCGGUUACUUCUUUGUUCCUAUUCAGAUCGGGAUCUACUCAGUCUUAAGUAUCCAACUUGAUCUCUUCACGUCGCUCCUAGCUGAGGUCUAUUGGUUGUUAUUUACUAUCAUCUGGAUUACGGCGCGCCUCAUUAAACUCCGAAUACCAGGCAAUCAAGACGAUAGCGAAUGGACUUUUGGCCAGGCUCUUCCUAUUAUCCUUCUCAUUGCGCCCCCUGCCCUGGCAAUAGAAGCCUUUUAUACGGUACCAACGAGCAACGAGCCGGCUAGCGACCCCCAGGAGAUUCCUGUGCUUAACUCAGACGACACCAGAGACCUGAGCCACAUCCACAGCUCCGCGUAUCGAGGGGUAUUCUUCUUAGCAGCCCUCUCGUACAUCGAGAUCGCGGUCUACUUCGUUCUCGACAGACCAGAGACGCAAGGCAUCACCGCGCCCCUUAGUGUGAUCACUUCCUCGGUAUUCAUGCUCCAGCCCGCGCUGCAGCUUUCCUGGGUUGUCUGCAACCUAUGGCUUGACAAGAUGACUUGGGACAUGCCGCUGAAACGCACAAUUCACGAUGUCGUCCUAUUGGUAUCUUCUGCUAUUUCGCUUGCCCAGAAUUUCAUCCCGGGAGAUUUCUGA